This is a messenger RNA of Botrytis porri, 513 nucleotides long. RefSeq lists its product as uncharacterized. The transcript has a single exon. Lineage: Eukaryota; Fungi; Ascomycota; Leotiomycetes; Helotiales; Sclerotiniaceae. The record is from RefSeq and is a predicted model, not a curated record. The coding region runs from base 1 to 513 and encodes 170 amino acids.
AUGAACCACCUCGGAGUCUACCCUAGCCCGUGCGAAUCCGACGCCAUUACCGCUGCCGCAGUCAAAUCUUGCGAUGGUCUGGAUGGUGUUACAGACGGUAUCUUGAGCGCGCCUGGUCUUUGCAAUUUCCACGCCAAUUCCACAGUUGGAAGAAACGUCAGCUGCACAGAUGGAAGCACGACGAUGAUUUCCUCGGAAGCAGCUAUCGUUGCUCAAGCAGCUUGGGAGGGUCCCAGAGCCGAGGAUGGUAGUUUCCUGUGGUACGGGCUGGAUCCUUCGAGUUCUCUCAGCACCGGCACUGUCAUUACUUUUUGCGCGGACGGAAAUGCACAGGGUGUGGGUUUUCCCGCUCCAUUCGCAUCCGACUGGAUUGAUCUGUUUGUUGUGAAAAAUGCAUCGUUUGCUCUUGACAUUACCACCCAGCAAGAAUCCGCACGUCUGAUACAUUCAUCCGUCCAACAAUAUGCAUGCAUCGAUCAUCGGAAAUGCGGAUCCCGAUCUCUCGACAUUUAA